CUUCAUCAUAUCUCUUCCGAGGAAAGCUCUCAGAAAUUUGAACCUCAACAACUCUCUUUUUCACAUUUCAAGGUUCUAGUUUUAUAGGUCUCCUUCAUUCGCAGAGCCAUUAAAAGAUCUUUGAAAGCUCAGUGAGUAGUUGCGGCCCCAUUCUAUCCUUUGAAAGUCUAUUGAAACAUGGAGAGUUUCACUAGUGGAUCAUCAUCAUCAUCAUUGUCAUCGUCAUCAAGGCCAAACCGUGUUUAUCUGAGUUUCAAAGGAGAUGACAGAACUUGCGGAUUCAUAGAUAGGCUUUGGGCUGCUCUUGAAAGUGAUGAUUUGAAAACCUUUUGGGAUGACAAGAAGCUUGACCCGUGUGAUUCCAUCUCUCUCCCGCCUCACUUUCUCAAAGCUAUUCAGCAAUCCAACAUUUCCAUUGUUGUCUUCUCCAAAAACUAUGCUUCUUCUAUAUGGUGCCUUCUGGAACUCUCCGAGAUUGCUGCACGUGUCCAUGAACCGCGACAUACAGUUUUUCCAAUUUUUUAUGAUGUAGAUCCAUCUGAUGUACAGAAUCAGAGUAAUUCUUUUGAAAAAGCUUUCGCCGAACAUGAAAAAAGAUUCAGUGAAAAUUUAAGCAAUGUCCACAAUUGGAGGUUAGCAAUGAAACGAGUUGCCCAUCGGCCUGGUUGGUACACACCACACAACCCAUGGCAACAAACUAUUGAUGACAUUGUUAGAGAAGUGAAGAAAAAAAUGCGAGAAUUAGUUCAUGUUGAUGUUGACAUGGUGGGGAUGCAAUCUCGAGCCCAAGAAGUAAGAAAGCUUUUAGAAUUGGGUGUGAAUGAUGGGGUUCGAGUUGUGGGCAUUUGUGGUAUGGGUGGGAUUGGGAAGACAACUCUUUCCAGAGUUGUGUAUGAUAUGAUCUCUCCCAUUUUUUAUGCUUCUCAUUUCAUAUUCAAUGGGAAUGAUUUUGUUAAGAGCACUAGUCUGCUACCUGGGGAGAAUAUUCUCCUAGUUCUUGAUGAUAUUAAUAUUUAUGAUCUUAAACUAAUAAUUCAGAUUAUAGAUGAUAACUGGUUAGGCAAAGGGAGUAGAAUCAUCAUAACAACCAGAGAUGAAGGAGUCCUAAAGGGUUUUAAGAUGCAUCAUAUUUAUAGGGUUAAACCAUUGACUAAGGAUGAAGCUCGUCAAUUACUCUAUAGAAAAGCUUUGAGAAGUGAUUUUCAUGUAAGGGCUUAUGAAGAGCAAAUAAAUGGCAUACUUGAAUAUGCUAAUGGACUUCCCUUAGCAAUCGUAGAAUUUGCCUGCUUCUUACACAGUAGAAGAACUUCAGAAUGGAGCGCUAGUGCCUUCGUUGAAUUCAAAGAGGUUGUUAACUUUGUGAUAAUGAAGGCCCUCAAAAAAAGUUUUCUAGAAUUGAGCUCUGAUUCUCAAGAAACUUUUUUAGACAUUUCAUGUUUUUUCAUAGGGAAAGAGAUUGACUAUGUAGAAGGAAUUUUAAGGUGUUAUAGAUAUUGGGGAGUGGAUAUACAGCUAUUGAUUGAGAAAUCACUUAUGACUGUUAUAGAUCAAAAAAUACAAAUGCAUGGUCUAAUGCAAGAAAUGGGAAGAGAAAUUGUGCAGCAACAAUCCCCUUCUAGGCCAGAAGAGUGGGAUAGACUGUGGGAUUUUGAUGAUGUUGAUCGUGUUAUGCAAAAUGACAAGGUUAGUCCCAAAGUUAAAGCUAUAGUCUUGGAUCUAGAAGAUUCACAAGGAAGAACAUUAAAUGCUGAAGCUUUAUCACGCAUGAGCAAUCUUAGGCUGCUCAUAUUUCGUAACGUGAAAUUUACUGGGGUCCUAACAGGUCUUUCAGAAAAGCUCACGUAUCUUUCAUGGCACCAAUAUCCUUUCACCUCUUUACCUUCAAGGUAUAAUCCGUUUAUCCUUGGGGAAUUGAAUUUGACUGAUAGCUGCAUCACAAGUAUAUGGGAUAGCUGCAUCACAAGUGAAUGGGAUAGCUGCAUCACGAGCGAAGGGGACAGCUGGGACUGGGAUAGAUGCCGAGAAAAAAGGAUAUGUGCCAAGUGUUUAUGUGUGAAGUUUCUAAUCAAAAACUGUGUCCGCCACCGGCGGCAACGAGAAAAGGUUUUCCGAUAUUUGAGAAACAUGAAUCUCAGUGGCUCCAAAGAUCUAACCGAGAUGCCAAGUUUCUUUAAAUUUCCAAGUCUUGAGAGGCUAGACCUUGAACGAUGCAUUAAAUUAUCACAGCUUCAUGCAUCCAUUGCUGAUCGUUCAGAGAUCAAGUUCUUAAAUUUGAGAAAUUGCAUUAAUCUUGUUAGUAUUCCCAACAAUUUAUUUUCUCUACCUUCUUUAGAAAUGUUAAAUUUAGCUGGAUGUUCCAAAUUUGCCAAUUGUAUUAACUUCUCUUCUUUUGAGGAGGAGGAUGGUGAGAGAGAAACUACUUGUAAAUUAUUUUCUCGAAAGAGAGACAGAAGCUAUGUAAAAACAAAUCUAUUUAAGUGCACUAUUUGUUAAUCAGAA
Prosopis cineraria is the source of this 2499-nucleotide messenger RNA. Its product is annotated as disease resistance protein RUN1-like. The record is from RefSeq and is a predicted model, not a curated record. The transcript is spliced from 5 exons. The coding region runs from base 178 to 2493 and encodes 771 amino acids. Gene Ontology annotation, molecular function: ADP binding. NCBI's taxonomy places the organism in Eukaryota, Viridiplantae, Streptophyta, Magnoliopsida, Fabales, Fabaceae. Gene Ontology annotation, biological process: signal transduction; defense response.